ACUUCUCGUUGUGCCUCAGUGCAUCCUUUCUUUAGCUCCUCCACGGCCAGGAACCACUGGCUUGUCCGCUGGCACAAAGGGUAAACAAAUCAAACACCCGCUUCGUGACACAAGCUGGUUCGCUGCGCUUUUCUUUUUUCAUCCACAUUUUAGCAGCGUCACAGCCCAGACGAAAACAGUGAUUGGCCUAAAAGAUCUGCAGCCAGAUUUGCCAGGUACACAUACAGCAACUGAUGGCAACCGUUGCCAAGAGACCAUCCCUGCAGGGUCCGGUGCCCCCUCCUCGCAAGAAGACAGCCCCCAAGCCAGAGUUGACGGAGGUACAGAAGCAGGAGAUCAGGGAGGCCUUUGAGCUGUUUGACACUGAUGGCUCUGGAUACAUCGAUGUGAAGGAGCUUAAGGUUGCCAUGAGAGCUCUGGGAUUUGAACCAAAGAAAGAGGAGAUCAAGAAGAUGACUGGUGAAGUUGAUAAGGAUGGCACAGGAAAGAUCUCCUUUGCAGACUUCCUCACUGUCAUGACACAGAAAAUGGCUGAAAAAGACUCUAAGGAGGAGAUCUUAAAAGCUUUCCGGCUGUUUGAUGACGACGAAACGGGCAAGAUAUCAUUCAAGAAUCUGAAGAGGGUAGCCAAAGAGCUUGGGGAGAACCUGACAGAUGAAGAGCUGCAGGAAAUGAUAGAUGAAGCGGACAGGGAUGGAGAUGGGGAAGUGAACCAGCAGGAGUUCCUGCGCAUUAUGAAAAAAACCUGCCUGUACUGAAGCAAGUGGAAGGCAUUAAGGUUGGGUGGACCAGGCUGGAUCAGUGUGAGGGUGUUUUGCUGCUCAUCCAUUUAUCCAGAAAACAAAACCUUAUUAUCGUUGUAUAGUGCCAUACUUUUUUUUUUUUAUCAAUCAAGACAUUUAAGCUUCACAAACUACAAUCAUUACAGAAACCUUUAAAGACUUGAACAAAAAGUCUAGCAAAAUGCCAAACCAUCCUUCUUUGAGUUACAUGACAACAUACUGCCAAAACUGUAAGAGUACACCCUCUUACCUGUUAGAAUGCUGCAUUCAUUUAUGAAGGAUAUAUAUUGAUAAUAUUACAAGGGUUAUUCAUCAUGCCUGCACCAAUACAGUGACACAUAGUACAUUCCAGCGCUUUGUGUGAUACUUUGUGCAUUAUGUUAGCAGUGUCUGUUCACUUUCGUAUACUGGUGACUCCCAUUACCAUCUCAUGUUUCAGCUCUUUUAUACUGGUUUUCCUGGGAAAAUUUGCAAUGCAGUGAAGGUGUUUGUUAACCACUGACGACUGGAGAGCACUCUGUCUCAUCUCCGUGCUGCCUGUGGAUUUGUGCCUGUGCCUCUUAAAGGGGCAAUUCUCACAAUCAGGGAAGCUGCCUCUUAGCACACCAUCCUCUUGGAUCCCUCACUUACAGGCCAUUACACACCGGGUGCAUUUUUAAAAGUGACAUAAAAUUUAGAUUUUUUUUCUGUUCCAAACUUUUCUGGGAAAUUUGUCCUCAAAACCAACAUCAAGCGAUGAUGAGUCGGUCCUGGGAGAUUCUGGGUUCAUCCAAGCUGUAUUACGACCGCUUUCAGACAUAUAUCAGGAUGUCAGUGGGGCAGUUUGAGCUCUUGUUGGCAGAGUUGGGAACACAUUCGUGAAGGCAGAGAAAAUAUUUCAGAGAGCCGACUGACCCAGAGCAGUGUCUGAGGUAAAAUACUGUUAUCUAACUAUUUGUAUAUUCAGUAGUGUGAAUGAUUAGAGGUACAGCACACUUCUUACCAAAUGUAACCCCCCCCCCCCCCAAAAAAAAAUCGAGCUUGUUUCAAAGAUAUAAAUGCUGCAGAUUUGUCACGCCAAAUUAUGCUGUCAGUGUGAAUAACUGCAUUAAGAAUAGGUGACUCCGAUAAAAUAUUUUUAACCCAGGAAAUAUUCGCACAGAUUUUAUGCGUCCAGUGUGUAAAGGCCUUAAGGCUGUAUAUAAAAAAACAUGGACGUAGCCUUGUGAAACCUUGUUUAGAAGCCUUCACUUGAA
Messenger RNA from Oreochromis niloticus (Nile tilapia), 2017 nucleotides. It is a transcript of the gene cetn2, whose product is annotated as centrin, EF-hand protein, 2. Gene Ontology annotation, cellular component: myosin II complex. NCBI's taxonomy places the organism in Eukaryota, Metazoa, Chordata, Actinopteri, Cichliformes, Cichlidae. Gene Ontology annotation, molecular function: calcium ion binding. The record is from RefSeq and is a predicted model, not a curated record. The transcript is spliced from 6 exons. Bases 234 to 758 code for a protein of 174 amino acids.